AGAGAGUUGUUUACAAACAAGAGAGUGUCAGAAAGAAACUGCAAGCGUUGCCAAAAAUUAGCAAAUGUAGCUCAUCGUUAUUUUCUCAAGAGUAUGGAGGCUCACAACAGCAGUCUUUAGCGAAUAUUAAUUAUACUCUCGAAUGGUAUUUUCAGUGUGUCUGUGGGGGCAGUGAGAUAAAGCUGAGCAGGUGCACUGUCCAAGUUACACAGAGGUGUUGGCUGUGGGCAGUCAGCAGGACACAUGGCAGAGGAAGGCAACAAGCUGACACUGAGGCGCCUGGAGGCACCAAUCCACAAGUUCAUCAAAGUGGCUCUACCCACGGACCUGGAGAGGCUGCAGAAACACCACAAUAACAUACUGAAGUACCAGCAUAAUCAGCAAUGGGACCGCCUUCAUCAGGAGCAAAUCAACGCCAGCAGAACGGUUCAGCAGUUGCGAGCAAACAUCAGAGAGAUGGAGAAGCUGUGCACUCGGGUCCGCGCUGAAGACACUGCCGCUCUGGAAGCACUUGUCAAGCCAGUCAGAGACAGGGCGUCCGCUGCCGCCCGAGACUUCCUGCUUUUGCACUCGAACUUGGCGCCUCAGCCACCACUAGCCGCCGCUCAGCCAUCCAGCUGCGUGUCCAGCAGUUCCCACGCUGAUGACAACAUGGACAAGGAGCCGGUAUCUGGCAGCCAAAUGCAGCUCCGGCUUCCAGAAAUCCCUGCUGAUCAGAGUGCAGCUGAGUCCUGGGACAACCUGGAAGAGGAUCUGAAGGAGCUGAGUGGUUUGGUGACGGAGUUCUCGCUGCUUGUCCAUUCCCAGCAGGAGAAGAUUGACAGCAUAGAGGACAACGUCAACACAGCCGCCGCCAACGUGGAGGAGGGGACCAAGAGCCUGGGGAAGGCGGUGGGCUACAAGUUGGCGGUGUUGCCGGUUGCUGGGGCGCUGCUGGGCGGUGUAUUAGGAGGUCCGCUUGGCCUGCUGGCCGGGUUCAAAGCUGCAGGGGUGGCUGCUGCUCUGGGAGGGGGCGCCCUGGGGUUUGCGGGGGGAAACCUGGUCCAGAAACACCGCAAAGCCAGAGUGGAUAUCCAGAUGAAACAACUGACAGCUCCACCAGCACCAGAACCACCAGCCGACCCAGAGUCAAGCAAGGACAAAUGACCCAACGGUUCUGGUUAGUCCUCUGACCCCAGGUGCUGCCGAAUCACUGAGGCGUCAGUGUUGACUGACUAAUCGGAAAGAAGUACAAACUACACCCUCGGCGGUGCUGACAUUGCCUUGAAGAGACUCAAUAUAUAAGCUUUGCUGUUAGCAAGCACUGCUGUGAAGCAAUUACGUAACAACAGCCUUACUUUGAUGUUGGGGUGUUUCUGUGAGGCCAUUCAUUUUAUACACAAAUGAUCUUUUUAUUCUGAACACAGCUAAGCAGUCAUUUACACUGCAGCUUUUACGCAGUGUGCGGUCAGGUCUGACAUGGCUGUGAGCACAUCUUGUUACUAAGACAAAUCUAUGGCACCAUAUAAUUUAAGUCAAUAUAACAGACCCAAACAUUCUGUCAAAUGCUAACACUGACACUGUUGUAUGCCUCAAGCUAGCAUCUGUUUUUCACAUUAAUCCUUUUCGAAGUUAUCUAGUGAUAAUAUCUCAAUGUUCAUUUAUGUAGAAAAUAAUGUCCUGACAUGAACUGGUGAGACUACAAGAAUGAUGUAUGGAGAAAACAUCACUGUGGUAAUAAUGUAAAUGCAAGUCAUCCUGUUUCUAUGUUUAUAUAUGUUAUACUGUAUAAAAUAGACUUGUUUUUGCAAAGUAUGAGAGCAAAAUUGCACAUAAAAAGCGCCAAAGUGCCACUGUCCGCAUCACUUCAGGGACAGGAGUGUAAGAACCUGCCAUGUAUUGAUUACACUGCUGCUGGUCUUCUGACAAUAAAGUGUUUCUUUUAAACA
This is a messenger RNA of Chelmon rostratus (copperband butterflyfish), 1928 nucleotides long. It is a transcript of the gene stx17, whose product is annotated as syntaxin 17. Bases 244 to 1146 code for a protein of 300 amino acids. The transcript is spliced from 7 exons. Gene Ontology annotation, cellular component: plasma membrane; endomembrane system; SNARE complex. Lineage: Eukaryota; Metazoa; Chordata; Actinopteri; Chaetodontiformes; Chaetodontidae. The record is from RefSeq and is a predicted model, not a curated record. Gene Ontology annotation, biological process: exocytosis; intracellular protein transport; vesicle fusion. Gene Ontology annotation, molecular function: SNAP receptor activity; SNARE binding.